AUGUUCAAUUGUGUCGCAGUUACUGCUCGAUCGGCCGUUCGUACACUAACAUUAUCUCCAGACUAUGCAAAAGGAAUCGAAGCUACUGAAAAGAUUUUCGACUUACUCGACCGUAAACCACAUAUCAAUAAUGAAUCGAACGAUGAUGAACAAAUCGUAACAACAAGUGCAUUGGAUAGUAAAAAGAUAGUUCAAGAAGCAUUAGAUCGUGCUCAACAAAAUCGAACAUCAAUAACAAUUGCACAUCGUUUAUCAACAAUUCAAAAUACAGAUAUGAUAUGUAUUCUUCAUAAGGGAAGAGUUACUUGCACUUGA
Rotaria sp. Silwood1 is the source of this 315-nucleotide messenger RNA. The record is from the annotation of a GenBank genome assembly. Lineage: Eukaryota; Metazoa; Rotifera; Eurotatoria; Philodinida; Philodinidae.